GGAAUUGAGCGGACGACAAUUGGGCUAAUAAUACUUUUAGCCAACGCUUCUACGCCACCGUUUAAUCCUAUAAUAAUAAUAGUGUUUCAAAUCACCUCAGUUUCAGGACUAAUAGAUUUUGCCAGAAAGCCGAGAAGCAGAAGCUAACCAUUGAGGAUGAUUAUAUUCUGCUGUUGGGGAGUCCACUGUAAGUGUUAAGCGAGCGCGAGCCAGGCAUGUGUACGGGCUCGGAUUCAAAGUCGGAUCCUAACUCAAACGGGUGGAGCCAAGCUCGUGGAGCGGUUCUCAAGUCGUUGGCGCUAAUUGGAGGUGCUUUAUUGUUACGGCGGUUAACUAAGUCGACUACACGUUGGGACCAUGCUCGAAUUGUAGCUGACUCACUUAAUGGCGAAAAGUUUUCAAAGGAGCAAGCAGUUAGGGAUCCUGAUAAUUAUUUUAAUUUCAGAUGGCUUUCCUGUCCUGCUGCAGACAUGGUAGAUGGCUCUAAGGUUCUAUAUUUUGAACAGGCAUUUUGGAGGACACCCCAUAAACCGUUUAGACAAAGAUUUUUCAUGGUCAAGCCUUGUGCAAAGGAGUUGAGAUGUGAUGUUGAGGUAAGCACAUAUGCUAUCAGAGAUGCAGAGGAGUACAAGAACUUCUGCGAUCGCCCUCGGGACCAGCGUCCACUACCGGAAGAAGUUAUUGGGGACAUUGCUGAACAUUUGACUACCAUUCAUCUAAAGCGCUGUGAGCGAGGGAAACGGUGCUUAUAUGAAGGUUCAACACCUGCAGAUGGAUUUCCUAAUUCAUGGCAGAAUGGUGCGACACACUGUACCUCAGAACUAGCUGUGUUGAAGAAUAAUGAGAUACAUGCCUGGGAUAGAGGCUAUGAUGAUGAUGGCAAUCAAGUUUGGGGUGUAAAAGGAGGUCCUUAUGAAUUCAAGCCUGCUCCAGCUUCAAGUUUUGAUGAUGUGCUGAAUCCUUUGAGUUUUGCUUCACAACCCGUGGGGAAAAGAAUAGAGGGUUCAUUUGUCCUCCAGGAAUGAUUUCUCGUUAUAUAUUCCCCCCUUGCCCCCACAAUGUAAAUCAUAACUCAAUUAGUAUUAUGUUUAAAUCUUAGUAAAUCACAACUUAUUUUUUAGAAU
Messenger RNA from Lycium ferocissimum, 1124 nucleotides. RefSeq names its product chromophore lyase CRL, chloroplastic. The record is from RefSeq and is a predicted model, not a curated record. Gene Ontology annotation, biological process: protein-phycocyanobilin linkage. Gene Ontology annotation, molecular function: lyase activity. The transcript has 9 exons. The coding region runs from base 216 to 1025 and encodes 269 amino acids. Lineage: Eukaryota; Viridiplantae; Streptophyta; Magnoliopsida; Solanales; Solanaceae.